UAUAGAGAGAGGUAUUAUAAACAGGUACAAAUUUCAAGAAAACAUGUACGCUCAACGUACUUGAACGCAAAAUACAUUAACUACUAGUGCGAUCUGGAAGCCAUUCAAACUUCGUAUUCUUCAACUAUUUGAAACGCGUGAUAAACUGAAGGAUGACAGACAUGCCUAAUCUGGAUAUUAGUGAAAAGUUGAUGCCAUGUACCUUCAAGUUCCACAAUUUUAACAUCAAAGUUGGCGACGUCACUAUAAGUUGUGAAAUCAUAAAAAUGGAGGAUUGUUUAUAUUUAUGGAUAGGAGACUGCGCUAAUCCCAACAUGAAUGAUCUAUCUUUUGCACUUAUGUCAAGGUUUGAAAGACAGCCCAUUGCAACCAAGAUUAUGGGUGCUGUGGCAGAUCCUACGUCUACAAACGUAGCUAGCAGAUUGAGUAUGAAGCUGGGAAAGCCAGUGUAUGUUAGUUUUAACGCAACAGCGAACAAUAUAACGUUGCCAGCAAUUGAGAAGGGAAUUCAAGAGGAAUUUAAAACACAUGCAGAUCUGUUGAGUUUCUGAUUAUUUGGAACAUGAAUAAUUACUCAAAGAAAUUAUUUAUAAGAAACUUUUAUAAUAUUUGCAUAAUUAUUAAUAUAUGUAUAAUCUUUCAUAAUUCAACAAUUGAAAAACUUGUUAAGACGAAUUAUAAUUUAUUAACAUUAAUAAAAGAGUUUUAUUAUAAGGAAA
Ooceraea biroi (clonal raider ant) is the source of this 719-nucleotide messenger RNA. Its product is annotated as proteasome assembly chaperone 4. The record is from RefSeq and is a predicted model, not a curated record. NCBI's taxonomy places the organism in Eukaryota, Metazoa, Arthropoda, Insecta, Hymenoptera, Formicidae. Gene Ontology annotation, biological process: proteasome assembly.